CGCAACCGGCGACCCAAUCUCAAAGUAGAGGGUGCAGGCCGCCGCUCUCGGAAGCCCAGAGUGCUCGGGAACGGCCAUGGCGAUGCGGUCCGCUGCGCGGCAAGCCAUACUCUCUCCCCCGCUUGGGCAACGCGGUCCUGGCCCCUUCCUCUGUGGUCGCUCCUUGCCUGUCGCUCCUCGCGUGGAGCCGUGCCGAGCGUCGAGCUCCGCCACCGCGCCGGCCGCCGGAAAGCACCUCCCUCCAUUGUUCAGCGUUGCGCCGAUGAUGGACUGGACGGACAACCACUAUCGGACGCUCGCGCGGCUCAUCUCGCGGCAUGCCUGGCUCUACACGGAGAUGGUCGUCGCCGAGACCAUCGUUCAUCAGAAGGAUAACCUGGAUAGGUUUCUAGCAUUUCCUGAGGAACAACAUCCUAUCGUGCUGCAAAUUGGUGGAAGUAAUCUUGAAAAUUUAGCAAAAGCAACAGAACUGGCAAAUGAUUAUUCAUAUGAUGAGAUCAACCUAAACUGUGGCUGCCCCAGCGGCAAAGUUGCUGGUCAUGGUUGCUUUGGUGCUCGCUUAAUGUUUGAACCAGAGUUUGUAGGGGAUGCCAUGUCAACUAUUGCAGCUAAUUGUGAUGUCCCAGUUAGUGUUAAAUGCAGAAUUGGUGUUGAUGAUCGUGAUUCUUAUGAAGAACUAUGUGAAUUUGUAGAUAAAGUUGUCUCAAAAUCUCCAACUAGGCAUUUCAUCAUUCAUGCUCGGAAGGCAUUGCUUAGCGGUCUCAGUCCCGCAGAGAAUCGGAAGGUUCCUCCAUUGAAGUAUGAGUACUAUUUUGCUUUGUUGCGGGACUUCCCAGGAAUAAAAUUUACUGUAAAUGGAGGCAUAACCAAUGUUGGUCAAGUUAGUGCAUCCAUAAGACAAGGUGCACAUGGAGUUAUGGUUGGCCGGGCCGCUUAUAAUAAUCCAUGGAACAUGCUAGGACAUGUGGAUGGUGAAAUCUAUGGCAAGCAAACAAGAUGCAUUUCUCGCCGCCAGAUCCUUGAGAGCUACCAAGCUUAUGGUGAUUCAAUAAUUGACCAGUACGGGCCCAGCAGGCCAAACGUGAGACAACUUGUCAAGCCACUGUUAAACUUAUUCCACUCAGAACCUGGCAACAGCUUGUGGAAACGCAAAGCUGACUCUGCAUUGCGUCAUUGCAAGACAGUGAAAACAUUCUUGGAGGAGACUCUUGACGCCAUACCGGACAGUGUUCUUGACAAGCCAGUAAACAGGGAACCAUGCAGUGACGAAGGAUAUUUUGCUAAUAUUGAUUCUCUGUUGCCACCAAAAUACACGACGCCGAUCAACUGUAGCUAUGGAAGACUAGAACUUGUAGCCGCAUCCACCUAAGCAUCCGGAAGGUUUUCUUUUUUGAGAAGCCAGUAAACAGGGAACCAUCCAGUGCCAGUGGCGAAGGAUAUUUUGCUAAUAUUGAUUCUCUGUUGCCACCAAAAUACAUGACGCUGAUCCGCUCGCCCACUUUCUUCGCCCGCCCACUCCCCCUCUCUGGCUCCUCCGCACUGUUGUUGCUUCAUGCUACGCUCGCUGCUGUUAUGUGAGACAAAGCCACAGUAACAUCCAGCUCGCUAUUGCCUCGUUUGUUCGUGCUUCCUCCUUCCCUCUAUGACCUUCUUGGCACUAGAGGAGGGCGACGGCAGCGGCUUCUAGUGAGCCGCACCUCCCUCCCUUGCUACCUCCUCUUUGCGACCUCCAUGCCAUCGAAGAUGAUGGCUAUAGCGUAGUUUCCGACGAGGAAGGUGUCUUUCUCUGGCUAUAGCGUAGUUUUCGACGAGGUAGGUGGGUCCUUCUCUAGAUCUAACCUCUGCUCCUCUCCCUCCUCCUUUGGAUCUAAGCUCUCCUCGAUCUAGACUUGAGGGAUACACAACAGUGGCUAGGUUCUAACGAGCUCAGUUGCAGUAGGUUUGUUUCUGUUGUUGUAGUAGCGUCGUUUUGUUGUUGCACAAAUAUUUUUUUGUUACAUUAUUUUUUUUAUUCUGAUGUUGCAUUUCUAUUUCUUCUCUGGAUCUAGAUCUAAGGGAUGCAGUAGUGAUUAGAGUUUCAAUGAGCUCUAUUUGUAGUAGGCUUGUGGCAAUAGCUUUGGUUUGCUGUUGCAACAAGUACUUUUUCUUUGUUGUAUAAGUCUUUUUUCUGAUGAA
Messenger RNA from Sorghum bicolor (sorghum), 2175 nucleotides. Its product is annotated as tRNA-dihydrouridine(20/20a) synthase. The transcript has 12 exons. NCBI's taxonomy places the organism in Eukaryota, Viridiplantae, Streptophyta, Magnoliopsida, Poales, Poaceae. Gene Ontology annotation, biological process: tRNA dihydrouridine synthesis. The record is from RefSeq and is a predicted model, not a curated record. The coding region runs from base 77 to 1369 and encodes 430 amino acids. Gene Ontology annotation, molecular function: tRNA dihydrouridine synthase activity; flavin adenine dinucleotide binding.